UUAUUAAAAAAAAAAAAAAAAAUUGGGAAGAGAGGGAAAGGUCAACGUCGGUAGGCAAGGCGCAAGCAAGACAGGAAUGUAGGUGUUUAUAAAGACGGCGGAUGGGCGUGAUGAGGGCUGCUGUUGAAUCUUUCCCGGCCUUUUCUCCCUUCAAUAUCAUUCUUUCAGCCUUUACCGGUACUUUGUUCAUUCUCUUUCGUUCUCCUUAUUACAUUUAAAAGAUUCCAGUUUUGUUUCAAAUUUUGAUUCAAAUUUACAUAAUAAUUAGAGUUUUGCGGCGACUCCUCAACACUUGCAGUCGCAUGAUAUUUCCGUAUUGGUGAAUGUAAAGCUGUCUAAACACGAAUGGCCGCCAGUGUAUCUGAACAUAUCGAAGCACAUCAUGGAACUCCUGAGUCACAAGCAACACAUACUAACAGUGACAGUUCAUCAGUUGGAGCUGGAUUUCACUCACACUUGAAUGAGGAUGCUGAAACUGACAAUGCUUAUCCGGUACAACUUGGAGAUCAGUUGAGUUGCAAUAUCCCAUUCUCUGUCGAUAAUGUUGCAGAGAAUGGAGCUUCUCUCAGUCACCUGAUGCGUGAUCAAUCUAUAGCUCAAGCAAGCAGUAGUGGUGCCUCGCUGCGAAGAUUAUUUAGCCUGUCAGGCACCUCUCGCCCUCAUUUGGACGAGGAUUUAGAAAAUGAAAUUGUUUCUUUAGCUGGGGAUAUAGGGGAUAGGGUAGUUAGCAGAAGAGGAAGUCAGAGAGAGAGCGUCCAAUCAUCUUCCAUGGAACAAGGGGUUGUUUUUCCAAUUGCAGAAGAAUUAUUGGAUUCAUAUGGCUUUUGGUCUCACAAUCAUUUCCCAAACACUAUAUCUCCGGUAUCACCCUUGGUGUCUGAAAUUGUAACUCCACCUUCCACUAGUGCCCUCUUGAAUAAGAAACAAGAAGAGAAGAAAGAGCUGCCUGCAUCUUUUGAAUACAGUGCCUACCUCAUACAUUUGGCCGUCUUUGGAAUUCUUGGGGUCCUAACUAGGUUUCUACUACAGAAACUGUUUGGCUCUAGUGUUAUAGGUUUGACAAGUGACCAGAGCAUCCUAUAUCUUGAUCUUCCAUCAAACAUGGUGGGUUCAUUCUUGAUGGGAUGGUUUGGUGUUGUAUUCAAAGGCAGGAUAUCUUGCAUUUCAGAUCACCUAGCAGUUGGACUUUCCACUGGUUACCUUGGAAGCCUUACUACCUUCAGUGGUUGGAAUCAGAAAAUGCUUGACCUUAGCGUCAAUGGACAUUGGGUUUUUGCUGUGCUGGGGUUUGUCGUAGGAUUGUUUCUUGCUGCCUAUUCUAUCAUCAUUGGGAUUGAUACAGCUAAAGGUUUUAGUUGGCUUCUCGGAAGGACUAGGAAGAGUUCAGGCUUCAGCAACUUGAGGGUGAAUAGCUUCAAGAGUCACCUGAUAGUUCUAUCUGUGUUGAUGUUGGUGUGGGGUGGUUUGUGGACCACAAGUGGGAUUUUGGAGAAGAAAGAGUUUAAAAACGGCGGCAGUAGUGCUCAGCUUUGGUUAGGUUGCCUUGUUAGUCCUAUAGGGGUUUGGAUGAGGUGGUGGCUGGCACGAUUCAAUGGGUGUGGGUUGGGGAAAGGUGGAAGGUGGAAAUGGAUCCCCUUUGGGACAUUGGCUGCUAAUGUGUCUGCAGCAUGUGUGAUGGCAGCUCUUGCUACAGUUAAGAAAGCAGUGAAUACGAAGGACUGUGACACAGUUGCCUCAGGCGUACAAUUUGGUCUAAUGGGAUGCCUAAGCACAGUCUCUACAUUCAUGGCCGAAUAUAAUGCAAUGAGAGAGAGCAGUCAUCCCUGGAGGGCAUACACAUAUGCAUUGAUCACUAUCCUCAUUUCAUUUGGCUUGGGAACCUUGAUUUACUCAGUACCCGUGUGGGCAUUGGGGUACAAUUAGAGCUCGAGACUUUUUCAAUUCAUCGAGAAAUUCACACAAAAGAAUCGGUGAGUCUCCUGUUUGUUAAGCAAAUCUCAUUCAGCUGAUGCAUAUAUUUUACAAAGUUUAAUGCAAUGUAACACUAGUGUAAUACAUGGAGGUGUACUUCAAGUGUAUAGGUAGUCAAGUGCACAAUAGCAUGUCAGAACUCUGAUUAUCAGUGAUCAGUCUUCUGUAUACGAGAUCAAGCCACACGACACAUUCCGUUAUAGAAUUGACAGAAUUCUUUUUUGUAUUACUUUCAAGUUUCAACCAAAUGUCUAUAAUAUGUCACACAGUUAGUUGUGCUCUACAAGUUUUUGAUAUCAGACAAACUUCUGAUAGAAAUGUUGGCCCCUGUUUUCUGAUCAUUCAGACAAAAAAAAUACUUGGUAAUACACAAAAAAUUGUUUUCAACUGGCAGAACCAUUGAAGUUUACAGUAAAAGCAAGAAGUUUAUUCGGAAAGAAAGAAAUUCAUAGGAAUGAUACAAAGUGGAAACCUGAAUGAUACAAACUCAGAUUGACAUCACUGAGGGAGCCUGUUAAGCUUACAAUAUUUGUAGUCAGAAAACUUCUUAGUCUUGUAGUUAGCCGGAUUGUGUUCGUCGAUGAGGUCUGAGACAGGCCCCACCUCAUGGUGUGGUGGUGGUUCAAUGAAGAUGGGCCAUGACAUCCUUGUUUCCUCUUUAUUCACAGUUGUUCUGUGAAGCACUGCCUUGUAUUUUCCAUUGCUCAGGACCUGCAUGUGAUUAUACACAUUUAUGGUUACCCCUUGUAACUAAACUACUUAUUACAUUAUACAUGUUGAAUUGUUGAUUAUUAUAAAUAGAAGUUCUUAAAAAGUA
Spinacia oleracea (spinach) is the source of this 2788-nucleotide messenger RNA. RefSeq lists its product as uncharacterized. The coding region runs from base 346 to 1923 and encodes 525 amino acids. Gene Ontology annotation, cellular component: plasma membrane. Gene Ontology annotation, molecular function: fluoride transmembrane transporter activity. The transcript has 7 exons. Gene Ontology annotation, biological process: fluoride transmembrane transport. Lineage: Eukaryota; Viridiplantae; Streptophyta; Magnoliopsida; Caryophyllales; Amaranthaceae. The record is from RefSeq and is a predicted model, not a curated record.